AACGGCGCGCCGCGGCGCGCCGCUGGUGCGGCACCGGCGUAGCACCGGCGCGGCCUUCGGUGAUAUUAUUCUUAAUAUAACUUAAAAACAAAAAUAAAUAAAUCAUACAAAUGGCCAAAUACUCGAUAUAAAUAAUCGAUUAAUCGUUAGGAUUGUCUCAUCUCCCAUCUCCCUAUGUCCCAUCUCUAGAACAGCUAUUUGGUGUGGUUUACUUUCUAAAGCUGUGUUUUUUGUGCGUAAAUAUGCAAAAUGGAUCAGCCAUUGAGUAUGUACUCAAUUAAACACAACCAUUACUCAAAUCGAAAGAGCAAAGUGUGGGAGUUUUUCGGCGCAUUGCAAUUAGAGAACAACUGCAUUGAAGUGGACAAGGUGUUCUGCCGAUUAUGUUUGGAUGUUCAGAAAAAAAGACGACGAAAGAACAAUCUUUUCAUGUGCUAAAAUUCAGUCGUAUUCCACGAACUGUUCCACAGGGAAUUUAAGUCGACACCUCAAAAAUGAACACAACAUUCGAGAUAUCGACAGUCCGAGUACUUCAUUGGCUACACGUGGAUCAAUAUCAAAUUUUUUCAAAAAAUCGACGCCAAUUAUAUCUCCAAAAGAUAGUAAGUGGGCGCUGGGACGAGAGCUAGCUUUGUGGAUGGCUAGAGAUUUGCUACCAUUUCAUAUAAUUUGUCACAGUGGACUUAAAGACUUUUUAAAAAAAUAUAGAGUUGUGGCAACUGAUGCUGACAUUCCACACUACAAAACGCUGUCAACAACUGCACUAGACGAUGUGUAUGAAUGCAUUUUACGAGCAGUUACACGGAUAGUAUCUGGACAAAAACAUUUUGCCUUAACUUUCGACUUGUGGACAGAUAACUAUAGAAGAAGAAGUUAUAUAACGUUCACCUUCCAUUUUCUGUCAGCGAAUUUUGAGAUGAAGCAUUUAACGCUGGAAACAAAAUAUUUGUCAAAAUCGCACACGGCAAGUAACAUUUUAACAGAGGUGGAAGAAGUUACUCAAAUGUAUAAUUUGCAAAUGGGAUCUAAUUAUGUCGUAACCGACCAAGGCAGCAAUAUCAAAAAAGCUAUUAAUUUGGGGUGUAUAAAAAACCACUUCUGCCUUGGACAUGGACUACAUAAUUUGCUAAAUGUUGAUGGUUACAAUUCAGAGCCGGAAAUUAAAAAUUUGAUUGUGAAGUGCAAAAAUAUUGUGAGUGCCUUACGAUUCAAGACACAUGUUUUGAGAUGUCAAGCUGACGAACUUCAAAAGGAAGUUUUGUCAAAUAUCGACAAUUUAGAAGAACUGCUGGCAUCCGAAGAUAAUGAAUGGGUCGACUACGAUGAUGAUUUUGGCCCGUUAGAUGAUGUUCCCUUGCAAACUUACAAGAAUAUUAACAACCCUAAUGACUUACAAAGUAGUUUGGUGGACAAGAGAAAUGUUUCACUUAAGAACUCGGUCCCAACAAGGUGGCACAGCGUGUUAACAAUGUUAGACAGUCUUGGGUGCCAAAGAGCCGCAUUAAAUAAGUUGCUCACAAGCAGCAAUAAGACUCAUUUAAUAUUAUUAGAAAAUGAAGCACAGCUUUUAUAUAAAUUAUGCGACUUCUUAAAAAAAUUUAAAGAUGCAGUUACCGUUUUGUCUGGAGAUUUGUAUCCAUCAAUAAGUCUUGCGUUAGUGAUAAGAACUGAAAUCGUCUCAAUAUUGGAAGAACCUGAGAACAAUGAGCCGCUUGCUUUGACUCUCAUGAAAAGCCAUAUAAAAAAUAGAUUUGAUUCAAGGUUCCCGAUAUCGGAUAUACUAGUCUGCGCAUCCCUAUUAGAUCCGCGAUUCAACUCACUUGAUUGUGUGUUGGAGUAUUGCGAGAAACAAAGUUUAAAAAGAAACGAUUUUUUGUUAAAAAUGUUUAAAGAGCUGAUUGGAGAUGUUGAACAAGAUAGCGAUCAGCAGCAAGAGUCUCAUUCUGCAAGCAAAAUCUUAAAGCUUGCUCAACGGCAUUCGACCAAUACCAAAGAUAACAAUUUGGAAGCUGAAUGCCAUCUACUCCUAAGCUUAUCUUCAUGUCAAGACGUAUUGACAUUUUGGAAGGAAAAGGCACCUGCAAUGCCCUUACUUUCGAUGCUGGCACAAAAAGUGUUGUGUAUUCCUGCAACGAGCACUCCAAGUGAGCGAGUUUUUUCUAUUGCUGGUCUUACAAUUACGCAGAAACGGUCGCAGCUCAGUCCUCACAACGUAAAUAAAGUAAUUUUUAUACAUGACAAUUACGACACUUGCAAAGAAAGUUUAACUUAAAUUUACAAAUUGAAGAGAUAAAAAUGAACUGAAUUGAAAACUGAACAUUAAUUAUGUGAAUUAUGAAUGAAACUUAUUCAAGUCAAGGAAAAAGACUGCUAUUUUUAUGUUUAUUUUUAUUUGUUACUUAAUUUUUAUUUAUUUUCAUUUCAUUUACCCAAUUAAUUUACUCACUUAUGUUCAUUUUAUUGUUAUUGUUAAUAAAGGCGUUAUAAACUGAUAUAAUACAA
Molecule: messenger RNA, 2502 nt
Organism: Drosophila kikkawai
Lineage: Eukaryota; Metazoa; Arthropoda; Insecta; Diptera; Drosophilidae
Source: RefSeq, a predicted model, not a curated record